Aspergillus candidus is the source of this 2159-nucleotide messenger RNA. Its product is annotated as acyl-CoA dehydrogenase/oxidase. The record is from RefSeq and is a predicted model, not a curated record. Gene Ontology annotation, molecular function: fatty acid binding; acyl-CoA oxidase activity; FAD binding. Gene Ontology annotation, biological process: lipid homeostasis; fatty acid beta-oxidation using acyl-CoA oxidase. Gene Ontology annotation, cellular component: peroxisome. Lineage: Eukaryota; Fungi; Ascomycota; Eurotiomycetes; Eurotiales; Aspergillaceae. The transcript is spliced from 6 exons. Bases 1 to 2055 code for a protein of 684 amino acids.
AUGACUGGCUUUCCGGAUAAUCUGAAACCCAGUGAGCCAAAUGGCCCCAGCAUCUUGGAAAGAGAAAGAAAGAACUCUCAGAUUUCUGUGACGGAAAUAGCGAACCAUCUUUAUGCGCAUAAUGGGUUCCUUAAGCGACAAUCUCGGGUGCUUUCUCUCCUUCUGAAGGAGCCUCUAUUCAGCAAGACACAACAGGCACAGUUAUCACGCAUCGAUCGCUUCAAACUGGCCGUUGCGCGGGGGAAACUGAUCCGUCGGCUUCAAGAUGUUCAUCAAUGGAGCUUGGAGGACUACAAAAUGGCCCAUUACCUUGUGGAUGAACCGACUCCGUAUCACCUGCACAUGCAGAUGUUCCGCACGACCAUCUUGGAACAAGCCAGCGAUGAGCAGAAGGAUUUCUGGCUGCCUAAGAUUGAGAGUUGGGAUAUCAUUGGCGCGUACGCACAGACGGAGCUAGGUCAUGGCAGUAAUGUUCAAGGGAUAGAGCUCCAAGCUCGUUGGGACAUGAAGGAGGGGGAGUUUGUGCUUCAUAGUCCCACCCUGACUGCCAGUAAGUGGUGGAAUGGUACUCUCGGCCGGAUGGCCAACCACGCGGUUGUCAUGGCCAGGUUACUUCUACCGCAGCCCGCUGGCGAUUACGUUUCCCACGGCCCGCAGGCGUUCAUCGUUCAGGUCAGGGAUCUCAAAACCCACCUUCCCUUGGAUGGUGUGAUAAUCGGAGACAUUGGACCCAAGUACGGGUACAAUACGAUGGACAAUGCAUACAUGCUGUUUAACAGUUUUCGAAUCCCUCACUCCGCCUUGCUGUCGCGUUAUGCGCAUCUCAAUCCUGAGACGGGCGUGUUUACCAAGCCAGAGAAGCCGGUAGCGGUGUAUGGAUCAAUGACGAACGUCCGAGCCAAUAUAGUUCACGAUGCGGGGUUGGCGUUAGCCCGGGCUGUCACGGUAGCGGUUCGUUAUACAGCGAUCCGACGACAGUUCCGAGACCGUGACUCGUUAGAUCCCGAUAGUGGUGAGCUCGCCGUCCUCGAUUAUCCGACGGUGCAGAUCCGAAUCCUACCGCUUCUGGCUGCCGCAUUUGCACUCCACUAUACAGGACGUGCUAUGUACGAGAGCUAUCAUCGAGCGCGCCAUGAUAUUGAACAAGGAAACUUCCAGGGUUUGGCUCAUAUGCACAGUCUCUCAUCGGGGCUGAAGAGCCUGUGCACCACAAUGACGGCAGAUGGCAUCGAGGUUUGUCGUCGGUCGAUGGGAGGCCAUGGGUUUGGUGGAGGGAGUGGUCUCAUCCAGCUUAACAACGACUAUCUGGCAAAACCCACGGUCGAGGGUGAUAACUGGAUGAUCACACAGCAAUCUGCCUCUCACCUAAUUAAGCAAAUGAGGUUUGCUGUCGGGACCUUGAACAGCCCGCCCGCCGACGAGACGGAUGCUGGUUUCAAAUAUUUCAUCAAGCAUCGUACCGUGGCGAGAACCUUCGAUAUCUUGGGAAAUGAUGAAGAUAUCUGCGCGAGCUUUCAAUGGAAGGCAAGCUACCAGGCCUACGAGGUAUACCACGAGAGGGUAGUCAAAAAUAGCCGAUGGAACAAUAUCCUACUCCAGCUUCACCAGCUCAGCCAAUCCCAUGCGCAACUUUUCAUGGUCAAAACCUUCUUUGACUCUUUGAACUCAUGUCCCGAUAUGUCGCCAUUAACAAAGGAAGUGCUUCUAGACCUUUUCCGUCUCUUGGCCCUGACGAUAAUAAAAUCUGAGAGUUACGACUUCCUUCGCUCUGGUGCAGCCUCCCCAGUCUGUCUCGACGCCUUACCUGCCAAGAUACAGUUCCUGAUGGCCCAGAUUCGGCCUCAUGCGGUUAACCUCGUUGAUUCUUGGAUGAUACCUGAUUAUCUCCUGGAUAGCGCAUUGGGCCGUUCUGAUGGCCAGGUGUACGAAGAUUUAUUCCAUCGUGCUCACAGGCUGAACCCGUUAAACAAACUAACAUUUAACCCUAACUACCUGGACGACGAGAUUGUCAAGGGUACUGGAGAAAAUGCGCUAGGCAUUCUAUCCAAGAUGUGAUUUUGAAGGAAUUAGACACGAAGCAAAGUUGUUCCCUUCCUCUGCGGAGGAUUGCCAGGCUUAGAGAUUGAAUUUAAUCAAUAGCAUAUUUAUACACUUUGAAA